This is a messenger RNA of Musca vetustissima, 522 nucleotides long. Its product is annotated as aminoacylase-1-like. Gene Ontology annotation, molecular function: aminoacylase activity. The record is from RefSeq and is a predicted model, not a curated record. Bases 1 to 522 code for a protein of 173 amino acids. The transcript has 2 exons. NCBI's taxonomy places the organism in Eukaryota, Metazoa, Arthropoda, Insecta, Diptera, Muscidae.
AUGAAAGAACAAGAAAAACAACCCUGUAUCAAAUUUCUCUCCCAACAAUUGGAUGCGUUGGAAAUUCCCUAUAAGGUAUAUCACAUCAAUGGCGAUGCAACCAAACCGGUAAUAAUUGGAACCUGGGAGGGUUACCAACCAGAGCUACCAGCAAUCCUACUUAAUUCGCAUAUGGAUGUUGUACCGGUCUUUGAAGAUAAAUGGACAUAUCCACCAUUUGCUGCACACAUGGAUGCGGGGGGUAAAAUUUAUGCUCGUGGCGCCCAAGAUAUGAAAUGUGUUGGUACCCAGUAUUUGGCUGCCUUGCGAGUACUCAAGAGUAAACAUGAAAAACUACGACGUACCGUACACAUUAUGUUCGUACCCGAUGAGGAGACGGGAAGUCAAAAUAGUUUGCAGGAAUUUGUGAAGAGCAAGGAAUUUGAGGACCUAAAGGUGGGCUUUGCCUUGGAUGAGGGUAUGGCAACGGAGGAUGGCAGAUUUGUGGCCUAUUAUGCCGAGAGGAGUUUGUGGCGUAAGUGA